Messenger RNA from Oryzias latipes (Japanese medaka), 6000 nucleotides. RefSeq names its product E3 ubiquitin-protein ligase TRIM21. Lineage: Eukaryota; Metazoa; Chordata; Actinopteri; Beloniformes; Adrianichthyidae. The record is from RefSeq and is a predicted model, not a curated record. Gene Ontology annotation, molecular function: protein binding; zinc ion binding.
GAGAAGGAUGGAUGGAUGAAUUUAGUCAGUGAAGUGGAACUAGUCUUCCAAUCACAAGAUCCCCAUAUUUGCCUAUAAUCUGAAAAUAAAAGCUGACACGAGGGAUUUUAACCCGACGUCCAGCGGGGCCCCGUCUAAUGCUUUCAGUCCCACUCAUCCACAGCCGGAAUGACAGCCAACCACUACUAAUGUAACUCUGUGGGGAGCAGAUAUGGGCUGUAAUCUUCUCCACUGAAGGAAGAAAGUGAGCAAAGCUUACACUGACUGAGGGAAACUGCUGACAUCAAAGUGUAGAAGUAGGCCAUAAACUGCGGGUUUAGCACAAGAGCCCUAAUACAACUCAAAUCAGUCAUAUUUUUCCUUUUAUUUGGCAUUUAAUGAACACAUUUUUAAGAUAUUAAAAUCACAGCUCCACUCAAAAAAUGAGUUGCAUGUUUUUCCUCGUGUGACAUUUACUUUCUGCGAAAAACGUUUCUUGGAUUUUAAAGCACAAUGGCUUCUGCAGCUCAGCACCCACCAAGCAAUGAUUAAUGGCAGAGCUGUUAACAGCAACAGCUUUAUCUGUGUGCCGCACACACCUUGGUCACGCAGCAACAUUAUCUUUUCAGUCCAAAACUUUAAAGAAUAAAACAUUUAAAAAAAAAACGCCUUAGGUGGGUGGUAACUUUUGAAAAUUAUUUUCUUAAAAGGGUUUAUUUACAUUUUACUUUUUGUCGUUCUUAUUUAACUAAUGUAUUUGUCUAGUAGAUACUUUUCACUUUUUGUUACAUUUGUAACAAAUGGGCAACUCCAGCCUUUCAGGGCCACUAACCAACAUGUUUUCCAACCCUGCUCAGGCAUGUUCUAAUUGGCUGGACACACCUGAACCAGGUAACCAGUCAUGAGUGGGGCUUGGACAUCUGGACAUCAUGCAGAUGUCGAGGCCUGGAGUCGCCAAUUAUUUGUUUUAACACUGUGAAUCUAACUAACAAACUCAAACAAUGACCUAGAUAGAUACACUUUCUCAACAGUCUAAAAACAGUUCAACAAAAAGAUGAUUUUUUUUAAUGAUGAUAGUAUAUUUUUAAUAUCUGUAAAUAUCUACAUUUGCACAAGGAUUUUUUUUUCACUUUUAUUAGAGGAAUAUUAUUUUUAAGAUAGUAAUUUUACUAGAGUCGGAGCUUUUGGAUACGCUACAGAAGUCUGUUCUCCCUCAGACGAUCUCGAAACUGGACUUUUUUAGAAGUCUUCCCAAAAAAAGUUGCGGCUUAUCUGUUCACGCAUGCGCAAAUGUUAGCGUCCUGUCUCUUUAAGAGCCUUGAAAGCGAAAGUAAACGGACUUCCCCGGAAAUACCCAAAAGUGUUUCUUCUACUCAAGAGGUGGAGAAAUGGCGAGCAGUAGUCUGUUUUCUGAGGAACAGUUUCUAUGUCCCAUCUGUCUGGAUGUGUUCACCCGACCUGUGUCCACUCCCUGCGGACACAACUUCUGCCUGUCGUGCAUCACGUCAUACUGGAAUGCCAUACCAGUCAGCAAGUGUCCCGUCUGUACAGAAUCUUUUGAUAGGAGGCCUGACCUCAAGGUAAAUACUUUCAUUUCUGAGCUGGCGUCCCAGUUCAAAGAGCUUCGUGUCAUGGGCGCUCACGGCCAGAAAGAAGAUGAGCAGCAGAUCAGCUAUGCCAGUUCAGUAAUGUGCCACGUCUGUGAGGACAAAGACGCCAUCAAAUCCUGCUUGGAGUGUCAGAUGUCGUACUGUGGGGUUCAUCUGGAACCUCACAAACACUACCCUGAACUACAAAGACACACUCUGCUCCAACCUAUCGAGAGCUUUGAGAACAGCGUCUGCAGUCUGCAUAAGAGGCUUCUCCUGCUGUUCUGCAGAGAUGACGAUGUUGUGUUGUGCGACCUCUGUGCCAGCUCACUUCACAGGAAGCACGAUUUAAUUUCAGUGGAACGGGAGUACACGGACAAGCUGAGGGAGCUGGGGACAGCGCAGGCCAAAGCUGAACAAAUGAUCCAAGAAAGAGUGCAAAAAGUGCAGAAUGUGAGGCAGUCGAUGGCACAAAGCCAGACAGAAAGCAAAGAUUUGAUCGCCAAUAGUACCCAGGACUUCACCGAACUGGUGUCUGAGUUGAAGAAGAAUCAAGCGGAGCUCAUCAGAGUGGUUGAAGAGCGAAAAAACAUGGUAGAAGAGGAAGCUAAGUUAUUUAUUAGUGACAUGGAGCGGGAGAUCUCCGAGCUGCAGGAGGCAGCCACAAAGCUCAGAGAGCUUAAAAGUACUAAAGACCAAGCUUAUUUCCUCCGGAGGUAUCCAAACUCAUCUGUCCUGCCGCCCACACUGGACCUAUCAUCAUUCAAAUACAACAGACACAGAGAGUUUCAGUUCAUGAGCAAAUUGUUCCAAAAAUCCCUUUCUCAGCUGCAGGCACUACUGGGCAAAUUGAGCACAGAAAUAAACAAGAUCUCGAGCGGCAAAAACCUAUCCAACAACGCCACUCUGACAUACAUGCAACAGUUUGAGGUGUGCAUCACGCUCGACCCCAGCACGGCUCACCCCCAGCUCAGCAUUUCCUCUGACAGGAAACAAGUAAAGUACAACAUAGGUGCGGAUUUCUGGGGAGAACAAAUCGAGACCCCCAGCAUGUUCACGGAACAGCUCGCAGUUCUGGGGGACCAAGGAUUCGCCUCCUGCAAGUUUUACUUUGAGGUAUUUGUGGGUCAGAAGACGGAGUGGUGUCUGGGUGUGGCCACAGCCUCGAUCCCGCGGUCUGGGGCAAUGUUACGCACUCAUCACUCCGGGCUGUGGGGCAUCUGGUUCUUGGAAGACAAGUUUGAAACCUUCAGUUUUCCGGAAAUGGCAGUGCAUGUGGGAAAAGUGGAGAGGGUAGGGGUUUUUGUUGACUGUGAUGUAGGUGAGAUAUCCUUCUAUGAUGUAGUCCAAGCAACUCCUAUUUACUCUUAUACUGGGUGUUUCUUUACAGAAGAGCUCUACCCCUACUUUAACCCCUGUGAUAAUGAGUAUGGUUCAAACCUGGAUCCAAUGGUCAUCGUUACCGCAUCUGACCAGUAGCACACUAAAGAAUGGCAGGAAAAUCUUACAGUGUGAGAAAUAUCUCACAUAAAAGGCAAGCUUUAAAGGUUUCUCCAAUAAUAGGAACUUAACCACUGUGACAGCUUCAAUUCUCAGAUUCCCUGGCGUUAAGAAAAAUGGACAUUUUGGAUUUCCAUAGUGCCUGGCAGGUUAAAAAAAUAAAAAGGCUUAAGAAUUUCAUGCUGGAGGUUUACCAAAUCAUUCAGUUUUUUUAAACUGCGCUUUUAAUGUAGCAAUCCAAACACAAAGAAUAAUGUAAUGCAAUCCGUGUGCACAAAUGAUAAAACUACUCUCUUGUUUUUGGAGUCCAUGUGUGCACAGAUAAAUCUGUUAAAUUUGGUAUGAAUUUACUGUAGAAUAUUCAUACAGUCAAGCUGUAUGUUAUGUAGCCCCCUGAUCAACAUAUACUAUUUCAUUAAGUGUACAAUGACAACACAGAGACUGGACUCCAACCAGGUGCAGACUUUUGAGGUCCAAACUCUAAGGUGAGGAACUUGAGAGUUUGUGCAAAGAACAAAACAACAAAGAACAGGGUUAGGCAAUUCCUUAGUCCGCACGUGGGAUGCUGUAGGUUUCUGGGUAGUCCAAGCCCAAGGAGGCUCCUACGGUCAGCUCAAACAAGAGGACCAGGCUGCAGACAAGAUAGCACCCAGACAUCAUCAUCGACGGAAACUGGAAGUUCCCAUUCUCCCCCCAUUUUGGUAACAACUAAUUUAACUGGCAACCUUAACAUGACCUUUUCCCCCCCUGUUUCAAGGUUUAAACCUUUAACACCGGAGACGUUUCUGCCAAAACCUGCUAUGCCUAUUGACAUUCCGUACCUUCUUACCCAAUCAAUAUGAAUCUGCUGAUUUGCAAAGUAAAAAGGCUUUUCACUGAUAUGCCACACAUUACAAAUAUAUGGUAUUGCAGACGCCGACCCAAACCCACUUUUCUCUGCGACAGAAUGAGCUGAUUCACGUUGAUUGGGUUAAGUGUUGAAAAGUUGCUGUAGUGGAAGGAAUGUCAACAAUGGAGCUAAAGCUCUGGUGACCAUUUUGCAAAUCAAAACUCUUUUGUUAAUCUCAAUUUUGAAAGAAAUGAACCAAUCACUGUUUUUUAACAAUUUUUAACAAUUUAAGCCCAUCUUGCACACUAAACCCGUUAUUCACAUUAAGAAGUUUUAAUAAAUGGUGAUACAAUACUGAAAACUUGUGGAAUUUCCGCUUACGGCUAAUGAUGUCUGGACGCCAUCUAGUCUGAGGUCCCCUUCACCUCAAGGGAGGCCAUGAAAAUGGAAGGUGUGGUAAGUGUAUCAUAAAGGAUUUGGAAGGAGAAUGUAAGUUACACACACUUAGGACGCAUGGGUGAUGCUGGCGUAUGGUGCCAUUAUGCCUCACUCUAAUCCAGUGUAGAGGCUAGAACAUUUUGUAUGGGGGGUGGGGGGCAAAAGACUUUGGAAGGGUGGAAAAUGAGAUCUGAUGAAUUGAUGAUUUCUUAAUCUUUGUCAAUAAUGAUACUACUACUGACAGCUUCGCCCCCAUUGCUCCACCCCUGCUCUAAGUGUUGGUGAGGUGCAAGUGGUGGCUUCUUAGUGAAUGUGCAGAAGUGCCGCAUGCACAGAGUGUGCAGGUGAUACAAGAGUGCCCAUAGUGCGCCCGUAGGAUUCCACACAAACUACACUCAGACUGUCUAAAUUCUUACAUUUUAAAUUGUAAAAAAAAAAAAAAAAUGUGCAUGAACAUUUUUCUCUCUCUGGUCUACGAACUUGAUAUUUCCUGCAAGCCACAUGCAUGUCCCUUACAGGUUUGCCCAGUUUUACCUACAGACUGGCCGUAUCUCCCCGUUAGGGCGGUUGUGAGUAAGGUUAAUCUGUACGCACGGAUUGGUAAACAGAGAGCGCAGUUUCAAAAAUCUGAAUCUGAAACCCCAACCUUGUGAUUUUUUUUUAAAGUAGGGAAUAUGAUGAAGAAGUAGCGCCACCAAAGGCUUGAGGUCACAUGUUCCUGUUCUGGAAGCUUAGGGCUUUAUGGGCUUCACUUAGCAUCGCGGGCAAAAAUAACAAAUCUUCUAAAGAGGAACCUUUCACCUGAGCUUGAUAGUGCAAACAGUAAUCGCUAAUUUAUCCACAUUAUCUCCUAAAACCAGAGGUGGGUUUCCACAACAAGACAAAAAGUUGCAGUUAAGUUUGGAACCAGCUUUUCAUUAAUUAUUCAUUUUUAUGGAGUACAUAUGGGUGAUUUAACGAAGCAGAACUUUAUAUAGUAAAUAAUUAAACCCAGUUUCAGAGCAGCUAAAAGCAGAAGCUUUAUAUUUUAAAAAAUAUAACGUCACUGAGUGCUGAAGAAUAAAUGUUAAAGAAGAAAAAAAGUGUCUCUUUUGUACAGUUUUCUAAAACUUUAUAUUCUCUGCACCUUAUGACAUUAUUUAAUACUAAAUUUAAGAAAGGUAUGCGUUAAUCUACAGCAACAUUUCUGUUGUUUGUUUUGAGAUGAGUCAAAGUGCCUUGUACAAUUAACAUGAGAUUUUAUUUAACCAGUUUGAAUUUAUUUUUUAAUUAAAUAAUUUUUACAUGUAUUUCAAGAAAUGCCAUAGUUUUGUUUAGUCUGUAUGUAAAAUUCAAAUGUUUUAAGCCAUUGUAAUACAUUUAAUAAUCCAUGUACUGAUAUUUAACUAAUAUAAUCUCAUGUAGCAUAUGUUUUCUGUUUAUGCCUGUUGUAGUUUAAAUAAAUAAAAAGCUGAGUAAGACCUAGUGUUGCUUUGCAAUUAAACUUUAAAGCAUGUCUUUAUUAAAUUUUUAACAAAUGUUGCAUAAAACAACAAACAGAUUUGUCACUGUUGAUGUUUUAUGAAGGACCAGGAGUGUCUAAUCUAGAAAUAUCCUGGGUAAUGUGGAAAAUUAUGGAACAAAAUAAUUGUGGGUUUUACAAUAUAUUUGACUCACCUUUUUCAC